Messenger RNA from Carica papaya (papaya), 1660 nucleotides. Lineage: Eukaryota; Viridiplantae; Streptophyta; Magnoliopsida; Brassicales; Caricaceae. The record is from RefSeq and is a predicted model, not a curated record.
CUCCUUCCCCCCCCUUUCUAUCUCGUUUUUCUUCUGGAACUGGAGAAAAAAAGAAAAGGGAAAUCAAAUCCUACCUUCCGGUUUUGUUGGAUAAUUUGAUUUUGUCAUUAAUUUAGUUGUGUAGGUUUGAGUGAUUGGAUAACAGAGAGAUGUCGGAGAAGUUCUCGCCGACGCUGCGGAUUGGAGAUCUCAGCGAUUUCAUAGCACCAAGUCAAGCUUGUGUAGUCUCUCUCAAAGGAAUUAAAGCUCCUACCAGGAAGCCUGACAAACCAGAGGUGUUGAUUUCUAACAAACACAAACAGAAGCUUAAAAUUCGAAAAUCUAAAGUAUCACUACCUAUGCUUUCCUCAGCAUGUCCAGGUUGGAUAUGUUAUGCUGAAAAGCAACUUGGGUCCUACAUUUUGCCAUAUAUUUCUUCUGUCAAGAGCCCUCAGCAAACAAUUGGAGCGACCAUUAAGAACCACCUGUGCCAAACAAUGGGUCUCAGUCCAGAAGAGGUUUAUCAUGUAACAGUAAUGCCGUGCUAUGAUAAGAAACUUGAGGCUGCUAGGGAUGACUUUGUUUUUCAAGUGGAAUCUGAAGAUGGAAUUCAUGAAAAAGAAGAUCUUAGGAUUACGGAGGUAGAUUCAGUGUUGACAUCGGGUGAAGUUUUGGAUUUGAUACAACUGAAAGCAGUGGAUUUUAAAGCCUUGGAGGAGUCUCCUCUUGAUAAAAUGUUUACCAAUGUCAAUGAAGAAGAGUGUCUUUAUGGGGUUGCUGGAAGCUCUGGAGAUUAUGCAGAAACAACAUUUAGAUAUGCUGCUAAAACACUAUUUGGGAAAGAGCUCAGUGGUCCUUUGGAGUUCAAAACCAUAAGAAAUUCUGACUUUCAAGAAGUGACUCUUGAAGUGGACGGGAAAACUGUAUUGAAAUUUGCACUCUGUUACGGCUUCCAGAACUUGCAAAAUAUUGUCAGGAAGGUCAAAAUGCAAAGAUGUGAUUAUCAUUUUGUUGAGGUCAUGGCAUGUCCUUCUGGUUGCUUAAAUGGUGGUGGUCAAAUUAAACCAAAGCCAGGGCAAUCUCCAAAAGAUUUGCUUCAAGCAUUAGCAGGUGUUUAUAUGGAAAAUGUCCUGGUAGCUGAUCCUUUCAAUAAUCCCCUUGUGAAAACUUUAUAUGACGAGUGGCUUGAGCAACCUGGUUCGAAGAAGGCUAGGAAGCACUUGCACACUGAAUACCAUCCUGUGGUAAAAAGCAUUACUGCUCAGUUACACAAUUGGUAGAAAGUUUGCAUCCUCUUUACUGAUUCCUCACUCGUGGAAUUCUCUCCCGGGGCCGAGUUGUCUCUCAUCAGUUCAUAACUACACGACCCAGCUGGGCCAAUUCUUCGUUGUUACAGAGAAUGGAGCACUGGAAGAGACCAAUUUUGAAAGAGUAAACAGAUAAUUUGUUGCUUGACCUUUUGUUCUCAUGUAUAUACCUGUUUUAGAAUCUUGUUAGAUAAAAAAGAGUGACCUGCUUGUUCUUGUAUCCGAUAAUUAUACCUAUUUCUCCCAUGUAUUUCUGGGAACUGGAAGUCUUAAAGUCUAAACUGUCCAAAAUAAAAGUUCCCUUCACUUAUAUGUGUACAUGCUUUGGUUUCUAAUCUUAAUUUUCUCUUCUUAUAAUUAAAGAGGUUUGGGGA